GCUGAGAUCGUUCAGACGCGAAUCUAGACCUCGUGCACUUGGAGAUGUUUUGUCGAGCGGGGCUUUGGGCUGUGCUGGGCUACGGGAACGGUGACGGACUACGGCAAUAGUUGUGGACAUCGUGAGCUGCUGCUGUAUAAAGGGCCUGUGAUGCGACCCCAUUCUGGAAGAAAUCAUCGACAAUAGCAUCUCCCACUAAAUCGUAGCAUCCCGGUUCCCAUCUCCUCUCUCCUCUCUUCUUCCUCGCAUUUUAUCUUCACAGCUACUGGAUAGCUCCCUAUUUUAUUUCUGCCUUGCAAAAUCAUCAUUUGAUCCUGCUAGAAACGUUGACCGUUCUAAUCAUAUCUAAACCAACUACCUAACUCUAAACAGAAUAACACCUAUAUCAUCACCAUGCUUUUCACCCUCAGCCUGCCUACUCCCUCCACCACCCUCCUCCUCCUUCUCACCGCCACCCUCCCAGUCGUCACCGCCCACGGCGCCAUCGUCUCCGCCACCGGCGACGCCGGCGGGCAAGGCACAGCGCUCGGCAUCGACGCGGCCACUCCCCGCGACGGCACGCGGCGCACGCCCUUCCAGCAGGACACGACCGUCUUCGGGCGCCAACAGCGGGGCGGGGCCGCCAGCGCCUCGGGGUGCGGCCGCACGGCCCAAAGCGGCGCCAUCGACGUUCCGUCCGCCAUGGCGGACGUAGUCAGCCAGAACGGCGGGCUCCCGCAGGUCACCGAGGGAGGCCAGGUCAGCAUGACGCUGCACCAGGUCAAUGCGGACGGCGCGGGGCCGUACGCGUGCAUGGUCAAUGCCGACGGCACCGCGCAAGACUUUGUGCCCAUGCAGGUCGAUACUAAUGUCCCUGGCCGUGCGGGACUUAGCUUUGGAAAUGGCGCGACGGACUUUCCCCUCAUCGCAACUAUGCCCGCGGGUAUGCAGUGCACAGGUACCUCUGGUGCCAUGACGGGCGUGUGCAUCGUCCGCUGCCAGAACACGGCGAUUGCUGGUCCAUUCGGCGGCUGCGUUCCGGUGCAGAUGAAGGACUCGUCGAGGUGA
Messenger RNA from Tricharina praecox, 1047 nucleotides. RefSeq lists its product as uncharacterized. The transcript is spliced from 4 exons. Bases 394 to 1047 code for a protein of 217 amino acids. Lineage: Eukaryota; Fungi; Ascomycota; Pezizomycetes; Pezizales; Pyronemataceae. The record is from RefSeq and is a predicted model, not a curated record.